AUGAACCCCGGCGUCGGCGGUCCGGUUGGCGGUGUCCCAAUGAUCAACAACGGUUCGAUGGCACCCCGUAAUGAUGGCAAUAUGAAUAAUCUCCCCGAGGUGAUGGUCAACAACCUUAACACGUAUAUCUACGACUACUUUUUGAAACGUGGCUACCACGACUGCGCAAGAGCACUUGUGAAAGAUGAGUCGAUCAAACUCAAUACCGAGCCCCCUAUUAAGACGAGCCCGGGUCAACGCCGGGAGGGUGAGGUGAAUGGCGUUGAUGGUGACGCGAUGAUGACAGACGGUAAAGAUGGCGACAAACUGAAGAUCCCUGACGACUUGCCUCGCCCCAAUCUUUCUAGUGAAGGCCAGCAGUCCUUCCUAUUGGACUGGUUCAGCCUGUUCUGGGAGUUCUUCUGGUCUCAAAGAAAGAAGGGAAACAGUGCUGAUGUGAGACAGUAUCUCCAACAUACUCAGAAUUUGAUGCGCAUUAGAGAACAACAGCAAAAUCAAAUGUUUCGGAACCAGCAGCAAAUGAUGCCAGGUCAGAUGGGGCGGCUGAACAACAUGCGUGGAAACGGGAUGAUUCCAGCCAACUUACAAAAAACUGCCCUACAGAACAAUACCGCCCUACCAGCUGGGCAAUCGGAUGCUGAUCCAUUCUAUAGUUCGCAGCAGCAGUUCGCGCAACUUCAAAAGAACCAGCAGAUGCAGAUGAUGCAGAUGCAACGUGAACAUUCUGACAUUGAUAUGAACGGCCAUAGACCGCAGUCUCCGUCCUCCGCCGAAAACGCACCGUCUCCGUCGAAGCGACCGCGCCUCGAAGGUGGCGCCAUGAAUGGGCAGCAACUAGCUCCCAAUGGAAGAGGACAGGGACAGGCCAUGCCAGGCCAACCGAACCCAGCAUUGCUGAUGCAGAAUGGGCUUACGCCACGUCCAAUGAACCCGAAUCAAUUUGGUGCUUUUCAGCAAUCGGGACCGGCUGCACAGCCAAAAUCAAUCCAGGUAUAUGCUCAAAACUUGGCUCUACAUCACUCUCGCUCAGCAAUGAAUAACCAGGGCAUGCCUAAUGGUUUGAUGAACCCCGGCGUGAUGCCGAAUCAAGGCGAUCUGGUACCUAUGCCAGAUGGCCAGGGUAUGUAUCCGAUGAAUAGCGACUUCUAUGGCACGAAUGGCCAAAUGGCGCAGGUUAGGGCUGGGGUCCAAACUCCUGGUGGUCAGCAUGGUAACCAUGCACUCCAGGACUAUCAAAUGCAACUCAUGCUCCUCGAGCAGCAGAAUAAACGCCGACUCAUGAUGGCUCGUCAAGAGCAGGACAGCAUGACCCGUGGCCCCGAUGGCCAGCCACUACCUGGGCAGCAGGGCCAACAACCACCGGGCCAAAUGCCACCGGGCACUUCUCCCCAGGGCAGUAGGACAGGGGCGUCGCCAAAUCCCAACGAUCAAAUGAAGCGCAACACACCCAAAAUUGCGCAGUCCGGUCUCCCUGGCUCCCCGAACGCUCCCGACGCGAUGAUGCAGGGCCGUGGAUCUCCCGGAUCAAUGAAUUUCACCGGCCAAAUGCCUCCGGAAAUGGCACCUCAGUUCUUCAUGAAGAACAUGCAGGACGGUAUGCAGGGCCCCAAUGGCAUGCGGCCACCCAGUUCCAACCCGGCGUUCAGUGGCCCUCAAAUGGGCCAAGCGAUCCCGGCUGGCGGGCCCAACCGGAUGCCAAAUGGGGGCUGGCAACCUCAGCAAGGUGGCCAGCCCAUGGUGCCGCAGCAGUCUCCUAUCAUCCAACAACCCCCAACGACUGGAACACCUCAAAGCGUUGGUUCGAUGCCGCCGCCUCAGGCGCCUCCGGCUGGCAACACCGGCCGUCAACCUCCUCCAUCUCCACAGACUGGAGCUGCUGCACCUCCAACGCCACAACAGGGUACUAAGGCUGCACCGAAGAAAAAGGAACCCAAGGAAGCCAGAAAGCGACCAAACAAGAAGAACGCCAACGCCGCAGCAGCGGCAGCGGCAGCAGCCAACACCGCGGCUACCCCGUCCUCGGAGGCGGAACAACCCGCGACUCCUACACCCGCGACACCGAUUACACCCCAACACCAUCAGUCAUUUAACAAAUCAGGUGCAAAUGCCACUACGGGCGCUCCACAGCAGCCGACAUCCGCUCCCGCCCAACAGACCUUGGUGCAACCUCCGCCGCCUGAUCAGACUCAGCAAACAUUCGGUGAUCUUACCAUGCCUGAUCCCUCUACUUUCAGCCUUGACUUCAGUGCCCUGGAGAACCCAGACAUUCUCGAGAAUUUCGACUUCGAUACAUUCCUCAACACCGAUACCGAUACAGCAGGGUUUGGGUUUGACCCAAGUAUAACAUACCCCGACGGUGUAGAGACUGGCGCCGAGAAUGGUCUCUGA
Molecule: messenger RNA, 2388 nt
Organism: Aspergillus versicolor CBS 583.65
Lineage: Eukaryota; Fungi; Ascomycota; Eurotiomycetes; Eurotiales; Aspergillaceae
Gene: somA
Product: putative cAMP-dependent protein kinase pathway protein (Som1)
Exons: 5
Coding region: 1-2388 (795 amino acids)
Biological process (GO): positive regulation of transcription by RNA polymerase II
Cellular component (GO): nucleus
Molecular function (GO): protein binding
Source: RefSeq, a predicted model, not a curated record